CGCGCGACGGGCGUGGUCGAGAGCGAGUGGGGUGGCCGCAGUUGCUGUCGUGUCGGCGAGGACUCCAUUUGAGCGUCACCGUGUCCGUGUCGUGCGCUGCCGUCGGUCUACGCCGCUGGCCGUCUCGCGUCGCUGUGCUGAGCCGGUUGCGUGCUGUUCGGAGCUCCGACAGCAUGCCGCCACUUUUCAUUUGGCUGCUCCUGUGCGGGGCGCUGCGCCCGGCGGUCGCUGGAGAUCUCCUCGACGUUCGCAGCAUUGGGAACAAUGGAAUCUGGCUCAAUGUCAGUAUCAACGACAACAUCACAUUGGGAGAGGUCAUAAAGGAGAAAACUAAUGCCCGCAACAUGUGUGUGUUUGCGAUGAGGCUCAACUACACAAAGGAAACGCAGGCGAUCAAGGUCAAGUUCACAGGCAACAAUGGCAAGCCGUCUCCUUCCACUGAGGCGCCUCUGGUGAUCAGCGUGAGGAACUGGGCUGGUGGUCACACUUUCACCGUGCCUUACAACGUGUUUGGUAAGGACGGACGCGUGAUGGCAACCGAAGUACAGGCCACCCGUUUUCUUUGCCCGGGCGACAUCGGCAGCGAGGACCACGUCGUCACCAGCGUGGGCACCAACUACCUGGACCCAUCCAAACCCGCGGAAGGCUACAUGUUCAACGUGGAGUUUAAGCAGGUGGGCCACUGGACGCUGGACUUGGCGGCUCCAGAACAGCUGGAGGCGGACCCGACCGAGCCGGCCGUCUUCUCGUUCCGCUGGCCGCCCGGCGCCGGUCUGGAGAGCGUGUUGAUCAGUGUGCGCAGCGUCAACGCAGCAUCGCUGUGUGUGACGGUGGCGGUGCAGCCGCGUGCCUGCCCGCUCGCGCUCACGCCUUCCGAGUUGACCGUCGACGCCCUCUACUUCACGGCCACGGCGUCCGGCGCGUUGGUGGUGCACCGUGACCAGUUCCCCGCCGGCUUCUACGUCAUUGUCCUGCCACGUGAGAAUGACCGGCUGUGCGAUCCGGCCGCCACGCCCGCUGCGACCAAGACCAGCCGCAAGAAGACGGUAAUGGUCACGGUGACGGCACAGCACGAGACGCCAGCCUCCUACGCCGCGCCGGCCGCGCUCGCGCUGCUGCUGCUGCUGGCCGGCGCGGUCGGCACGCGCCUACUGCGCUUCGACUUGUACGCGCCGCGACUCGAUAUCGAGCGGCAGCCCAGCCCGGAGCACCGCCCGGAGCGACGUGACUCGCUGACUGCCUCGGAGGACCUGCUCCUGAACGAGGCCGAAGAGGAGCCGCAGCCAUGGGCAGCGGCUGCGGCUGCGGCCGGCCUCAGCGCGCCCAGUCUGCUGGUCGGAGCCGCGCUGCUGCUGCUGGCACUGGGCGGCGCCGCCGUGUUAACGGCGCUUCGGAGCGAGCGUGACACCGGAGACCUGGACCUCUGCUACCGCAAUGACCUAUGCCACCAGCCGGCCGGCGGCGUGCCAGGCAUGAACCACUUGGUCGCCCGGUUGCCGUACGUCGGCGCCGGGCUCGGCCUGCUGGUGGCCGUGGCCGCGCAGAAGCGGGUCUACCGCCGCGUGACGGCCGACGGCACCGUGCGCGUGGGCGUGGAGCACGAUCUCGGCCUGCUGGACAGCGUCGGGCUGGCGCUGGUGCUGCAGGGGGCGUUGAGCGCGCUGCACACCACCUGUCCCAGCGGGCCCGCCGGCCACCUGGACGUGGUGUUCAUCUACUUCGCCCUGGUUGCGAUGGCCUCCAAGCUGUUCCAGACGCGUCGCGGGCGCAGCGCCACUGGUCACUACGCGCCGCUGAUGCUGACCGCGGCGCUCGUGGCCGCAGGGCUCGCCAAGAGGCUGGCUGGCAACGCUUGGUACGUCUGGCUGGUGGUGGCCGUGGUGCACGUGGCAGUGGUCGCCGUCAUCGCCACACAUCUGUACGUGCUAGGUGACGCCUCGGUGCGAUUCGGCUCGCUGAAGCGACUCGGGGAGCAGUCCUACCUGCUCGCGGAGUCGCCCCACUUCCGCAUGAACCGCGCCACCUUCGCCACAGCGCUCAUCUUGAACGUGGCUCUGGCGGUCGCAGGUGCGACUGCACGCAUUGACAAUUUCACCCACUACGUCAUGCUAUUCUUCGCGCUGCACACGGGCCUGUAUUUGGCCUACUACCUGCUGCUGAAGCUCGUGCGUGCCAAGGAGCAGGGGAGCCGGGCGGCACUGGGCUUGCUCGCGCUCGGCACCCUCCUCCUGCUCGCCGCCGUCAUCGUCCUCUGCGGCUUCAGCACCUUCAACACAGAACUACCGCCGGCAGGAUCGCGGCUUCUCAACCGCGCCUGCCUCGGUGACAGCGUGUUCGACGUCCACGACGUUUGGCACAUGCUGGCGGCGGCCGCGCUCUUCUGUCUGGCCCUGGGUCAGCUUGUGCUCGACGACGACCUCCUGCUGGUCCCCACCAUGGCGAUCGAGCGCUUCUAGCUGGGGUCCGCCGGUUGGAUGUUCGGAAAAUUGGAGCGAACGCUUCACAUCACGCGACGAGCUGGUGAAUGAGUGCUUUUUACUUUGCCUUCGGCUGAGUGCUGUGAGCAGCAGUGGAUGUAACCGUGCUAUCGAAACGUCUUUCGCGCGGCGUUGGCGCUAAAUGCAUUUAUCAGGCGUUAGUGAUAUUGCUUUUGUGUGUUGCAAAUGUUGUAGACAGCUUCAUAUUUGUAUGUAUAAUAUCAUACUUGUACGUAAGUUAGUUUCUAGCCCAGACAUCACCUAACUUACGGUCAGUUCCAGUUAGCUGGCAUAUUGCGACUUGGAGAAAUGAAGUGAUAUGCCCUCAGUUAAUAUAAUCAUGAGCGAAGUAAGAUUUUACAAACAGAAGAGAAAUCGGGCAUUUGUAGGAACGAUAUAUCGAAGACGGUUGUAGCAAGGAAAUUGACGAAUGCCUAUAAGAUUUAGUAUAUAUUAGGGCUGAAAGGUGCAUGCAGACCAACACUCUUGUUUCUAUGAGAACGGGACCACUUGGGUCCAUGGACUUGACUAUGACUCAAGUUCAUGAUUUUUAACUCAUCGUCGUUGUCAUCGUCAUCCCGGAGGUACUAAGCAUGAUAGAAGGUUGCAGAAAUCUCGUCAGACUUCAGCGCGCCGGGCGAGCGCGCAGUCAGUUGGCCUUAAACAGCCCGCUUUUGCCGCAGUUUCUUACAGCCGGAAAGGUUUCACUUGUCAAAAUGCAUGCCAAGUCGAAACCCAUAGAACAGUGAUGAUUCCAUCGGUUUUAGCUCAGUUCGUCGCUGGCGGAAGCACGCUGCCGAAUCCAACGAUGGCCGUUGUCAUGCCUCGCUGCGGGAUGUCCAGCAGAGCGCCGGGCCUCACACGGCAACUUCCGAGAAGCCUCGCAGACGCGCCGGCGGUUUCAUCGGAGAGAGCCGGCGGGCACCAGGCCCCGCGUGACUGUGCUC
This is a messenger RNA of Pollicipes pollicipes, 3424 nucleotides long. RefSeq lists its product as uncharacterized. The record is from RefSeq and is a predicted model, not a curated record. The transcript has a single exon. Gene Ontology annotation, cellular component: lysosome; plasma membrane. The coding region runs from base 174 to 2456 and encodes 760 amino acids. Gene Ontology annotation, biological process: RNA transport. Gene Ontology annotation, molecular function: RNA transmembrane transporter activity; double-stranded RNA binding. NCBI's taxonomy places the organism in Eukaryota, Metazoa, Arthropoda, Thecostraca, Pollicipedomorpha, Pollicipedidae.